This is a messenger RNA of Solanum verrucosum, 626 nucleotides long. Its product is annotated as putative transcription factor bHLH107. Gene Ontology annotation, biological process: regulation of DNA-templated transcription. The record is from RefSeq and is a predicted model, not a curated record. NCBI's taxonomy places the organism in Eukaryota, Viridiplantae, Streptophyta, Magnoliopsida, Solanales, Solanaceae. Gene Ontology annotation, molecular function: DNA-binding transcription factor activity; protein dimerization activity. The transcript is spliced from 2 exons. The coding region runs from base 1 to 615 and encodes 204 amino acids.
AUGUUAUCUUCAUUACAAGGAUGUAAUGGUUUUUUGCAGCUUGUUGAUCAUCAGAAGAAUGAAAAAUCAAAUACAACAAAGAAAAGUAAAUCAAAAGAUGCAGCUGUAACACAUGCUGUGGCUGAACGUAAACGUAGAGAAAGAAUCAAUUCUCAUCUUCAUACUCUCAAGAAACUCUUUCCUUAUCUCCCUAAAAAGGACAAGCCAAGAGUGUUAACUGAAGCAGUCACUCAACUAAAGGAACUAAGGAAGAAUGUUGCACAACAACUAGAGUUGUCAUCUUUAUUCAUACCUAGUGAAAAUGAUGUAGUUAUUAUAAAUUAUUGUGACAAUAUUAAUGAAGAACGAACCGUCAUAGCUACGAUUUGUUGUGAGGACAGACCGAGUCUGAACCGGGACUUAUCGUCCGCGAUUCGAUCGGUUCAAGGACGGGUGAUCAAGGCGGAGAUGGCCACGGUCGGGGGGCGGACCAAGGCGGAGUUGGUGGUGGUGUUGGGCAAGGCAAAUGGUGGAGAAAAAGAUGUUGGACAACUUAAACGGGCUUUAAAGGCCGUUGUGGAAAAAAGGGCUUUGGGCUUUGGAAGUAAUGUGAUGUUGGGCCGAAGAUUUGGGUGAAGAUAAAUGGG